AUGAACUGGAAACUAUUUUUUAAAAAUCAGUUCCUGAUUGGUAUAGCAAAUUCGAUUCCAUUUACAGGAAUUAUGAUUCUUGAGCUGUUUACAGAAGAUAGAAUUAUUAAUUCAUAUGACAUGUUUUUAAAGGAAGCCUGGUUCCCACCGAAAUGGGUGUUUUCAAUCAUAAGAAGUGUGGUGCUAUCAUUAAUUGGAUAUUCUACAUAUCGGUUAUGGAUAAUCGAAACAACUUCAAAGUGUUCUAAGAAAGGAGUUCUAGCAUUUAUUUUUUAUGGAAUUCUUUUACUUCUUGAUUGGUCAACAAUUUUUUUAAGCCCUACAAAAUUGGACAUUGCUGCCUAUUAUUAUAUAGGAUUGAUUUCAUUCGCACUCAUUACUUCGAUGAUUUUUAAACAAAUUGAUAAGUUCGGUCAUUACUUCUUCGUUCCAUACAUUUUCUGGCUGACCUUAAUGGGAAUUUUGCAUUAUCAAUUAUAUGUCAAUAAUCACGACGGGAAAUGGUUUUCAAAUCACGAGCCUUUAAAGCCAACAAAUGAGACACAAAAUGUCACGUUUAAAUUAUUAAAUGAAUCAUUUCCAGGAAUUUAA
Chironomus riparius is the source of this 591-nucleotide messenger RNA. Lineage: Eukaryota; Metazoa; Arthropoda; Insecta; Diptera; Chironomidae. The record is from the annotation of a GenBank genome assembly.